Messenger RNA from Cynara cardunculus var. scolymus (artichoke), 660 nucleotides. Its product is annotated as putative receptor-like protein kinase At5g39000. Gene Ontology annotation, molecular function: transmembrane receptor protein tyrosine kinase activity; ATP binding. Gene Ontology annotation, biological process: protein autophosphorylation. Gene Ontology annotation, cellular component: plasma membrane; plasmodesma. The record is from RefSeq and is a predicted model, not a curated record. The transcript has 2 exons. NCBI's taxonomy places the organism in Eukaryota, Viridiplantae, Streptophyta, Magnoliopsida, Asterales, Asteraceae. The coding region runs from base 1 to 660 and encodes 219 amino acids.
AUGUUCUUUAAUACGGUCGAUGGCAUUGAGUCUCAACCACCAUCCUCCUCCUACUCCUUACAACCAUGUCGUCAGUUCCAAUUUAUGGAGAUUCAGCAAGCAACCAACGACUUUGACGAAUCAUUAGUAAUUGGGCAGGGGGGAUUUGGAAAAGUUUACAAAGGUAAUAUUGUCAAUGGAUCAGAUAUGGUCGUUGCUGCCAUUAAAAGGUACGAUACCAUGUCCCUGCAAGGAGCAGCUGAGUUUCGAACCGAAGUUGAAAUGCUUUCUAGGCUGAAGCAUAAUAAUAUUGUGUCUUUGAUUGGUUAUUGUAAUUACGGAAAUGAGAUGAACCUUGUCUAUGAAUUUAUGCCCAAUGGAGCACUUCACGAUCAUCUCCGUAGACUUGGUGCCCCUCUAUCUUGGCUUCAGCGACUCAAGAUCUGCAUAGGUGCCGCUCGUGGGUUACAUUACCUUCACACUGCUGAAGGGAUUAAUGGUGGGGUUAUACAUCGCGAUGUCAAGAGCUCAAAUAUUCUGCUACAAGAAAGUUGGGAAGCUAAAAUUGCAGACUUUGGGUUGUCGAAAGUAGACUCAACGAAUCAAUCAAAGACUUAUCUCAGCACAAGUGUUAAAGGCACUUUUGAUGGUUCUGCUUUGCCAAUUAGGUUCAACCUUUAA